Molecule: messenger RNA, 1500 nt
Organism: Hemisphaericaspora subhashii
Lineage: Eukaryota; Fungi; Ascomycota; Pichiomycetes; Serinales; Debaryomycetaceae
Gene: CYS4
Product: cystathionine beta-synthase
Exons: 1
Coding region: 1-1500 (499 amino acids)
Cellular component (GO): cytoplasm
Molecular function (GO): cystathionine beta-synthase activity; cysteine synthase activity
Source: RefSeq, a predicted model, not a curated record
AUGUCUUCAGCUAUUCCUACUACUGCUCCACCACCAGUAUACAAUGACGUCUUAGACCUCAUUGGAAACACUCCAUUAAUCAAAUUAAACAAAAUCCCACAAUCAUAUGGCAUUAAAGCCAAGAUGUAUGCCAAAGUUGAAUUAUUCAAUGCUGGAGGUUCUAUUAAAGAUAGAAUUGCCAAGAAUAUGGUUUUAGAAGCAGAAAAGACCGGUAGAAUUAAGCCAGGUUAUACUUUAAUUGAACCAACUUCAGGUAAUACCGGUAUUGGUUUAGCUCUUGUUGGUGCUGUUAAAGGUUAUAGAACUAUUAUUACUUUACCUGAAAAAAUGUCAAAUGAAAAAGUUUCAGUAUUAAAAGCCCUCGGAGCUGAAAUUAUUAGAACUCCAACUGAAGCUGCUUGGGAUGCUCCGGAAUCUCAUAUUGGUGUUGCUAAGAAAUUAGAAAAAGAAAUUCCAAAUUCAGUUAUCUUGGAUCAAUAUUCUAAUGAAGCUAAUCCAUUAGCUCAUUAUUAUGGUACUGGUUAUGAAAUUUGGGAACAAACUGAAGGGAAAGUCACUCAUUUGAUUGCUGGUGCUGGUACUGGUGGUACUAUUUCUGGUAUUUCUAAAUAUUUAAAAGAAAAGAAUCCAAAAGUUCAUGUCACUGGUGCUGAUCCUGAAGGUUCUAUUUUGGCCCAACCUGAAGCCUUAAACCAAUCUACUGAAGGUUAUUUAGUUGAAGGUAUAGGAUAUGAUUUCGUUCCAGAUGUUUUGGAUAGAAAAUAUGUUGAUCAUUGGAUUAAGACCAAUGAUUCUGAAUCAUUUAAAUUAGCAAGAAGAAUUAUUAGAGAUGAAGGUAUUUUAGUUGGUGGAUCUUCUGGAUCUGCAUUACAAGCUGCAUUAGAUGUUGCUAAGGAUUUGACUGAAGAUGAUGUUGUCGUUGUUGUUUUCCCAGAUUCUAUUAGAUCUUACUUAUCUAAAUUUGCUGAUGAUGAAUGGAUGAAAUCUAAUGGAUUCCAAGUUGAAGAAACUCAAGCUACUAAUAAGACUGAUGAAUUCUUGAGUACUAAGACCAUUAGAGAUUUAGUUGCCGGAAAGGCUCCAGUUGUUACUGUUACCGUCGGUGACACUGUUGCUAAGACUUUUGAUUUAUUACAAACUAAUGGAUUUGAUCAAUUACCAGUUUUGAAUAAAGCGGGUAAUUUAGUUGGUUUGAUUACUCUUUCAAAGAUUUUGAAAUCAUUAUCUACUAAAAAGAUUCAAAUGACAAAUUCUAUCAGUUCUAUUAUUAUUGAUUUCAGAAAAUUGGCAGAUUUUGAAAAAUCAUUUACUAUUACCAAACAAUCUGGUUUCACCAAGAGAAGUUAUGAACCAAUUACUUUAGAUACUCCGUUGACUGUAUUGAAUAAAUUCUUUGAAACCAAUUCUAAUGCCAUUAUUACUGAUGAAGAUUUGAAACCAGUUCAAAUUGUUACCAAAGUUGAUUUAGUUUCUUACUUGACUAAGAAUCUUGUAUUUUAG